UAGUUUGCGUCUUGCCUUUAAAACCCACUCAAUGUUUUGUUUUCAACCAAACACUGACAUUUUAUGAGGAAAAAAAAUUAUGUGACUAGUUAUAUCCUUUGUGUAGCUUUGAUUAUAGUAAAUUAAUAAUAUUUUUUUUGCUAUAGUUAAUGCUACUCAUUUACUCAAAUUUUUUUGUAUUUCAAUAAAAGAAUAUCUUGUGCAAGUGUCAUAAGAAUUCGAAGAAAGGUUUCGUAUUUUGUACAACAAUAAAAUGGGCAGCUCUUCUAGUAAAUUUCGAAGAUAUUUGCAAAAUGGUGAGGAAUAUGCUGCUCUUCAAGUAUUUCAGCAUUCACUGGAAUUACAACACAGUUUAGAUCCGAAUUCUUCUUAUGGGGAUUCUUUAAAGCACAAUACACCCCUUCAUCUAGCUGCUCUCCAUGCUAUGAAGCCAUUACUUAGGAUAUUUUUACAUGACUUGAAAGGAAAUCCUAAUAAAAAGAACGCUGUUGGAGAAACACCAUUGCAUUUGGUAUGCCAAGUAGAUGAUACUAGACCUCCAAUAAACCAAGACAAGAGAGCUGCUUGCUUAAAUUUGCUCCUACAGUGGCGGCAUCCUACAAACAGCGAAAAGAAAUUGAAACUUGAUGCUGUGGAUAACGAAGGGAAUACUGCAUUACAUUAUGCUGCUGGUGGUGGUUUAAAACAAUGUGUUGAGAUGCUUGUAGCUCAUGGAGCACCUUUAUUCAUAGAAAAUAAAUCUUCUCAAACAGUCUGUGAUCUUGCUGAAAAGCACAAACAUGAUGAAAUUGCUCAGUUUUUGGAAACAAAGAUGCUGUUCCAUAUUAAAGAUGAUGAAAAUAUUGAAUUAUCAAAUGAUGAGAAUUCUAUGCCUGAAGAGAUUAUAAGUGGGUUAAGAGCUCAAGAUUUACAAGAAGCUAAAGAUCAGUUACUUGUUGAGACCAGUGAUAUGUUUCAUGUUCCCUUAUUUACUGCUGAAGUAUUGUUAAGGAAUUAUGAAUGGUCACGGCAAAAUUUGCUUGAGGCAUGGAUGAAAGAUCCUGUUUCUUGUUGUAAAGAGGCUGGAAUAUCACCUCCAAUCAGUGCAGUAAAUUUUUCUCCAACCAAGGAUUCUUUGAAAACUUGCUGUGAGCAAAUUCAGAAUGAAUAUCAGAGUGUAACUCUCAAUAGCCCUUCUCGAACUGUUUCAGUGAAAGAGGAACUAUUGUGUGAUAUUUGUACAGAGGAUAUAACUGCCGAAGGUAUUGUGCAAGUUCCCUGUGCUCACCUGUUUUGCAGAGAAUGUUGGAAAGUGUAUUUAACAGCUAAGAUAGUUGAUGGUGAAUCACAUAAUAUUUUAUGUCCUGCAUUCAAUUGUUCUUAUGUUGUUCCUGCUGAUGUGAUAGAAAAUCUUGUAUCUGCAGACAUGGUGAAAAGAUAUUUGCAAUUUGAUAUUAAGGCAUUUGUUGAAAGUAAUCCAACUAUGAAAUGGUGUCCUUAUCCUGGAUGUGCUAGAGCAGUUAAACUUCCUGACAUUGAAAAAAUUAAUGAUGAGAUCUUAGCCAUAUCAUUUUCAACACCUCCUUCAAUGUCUCAUUCUGUUGACUGUGGUAAUGGACACUAUUUUUGUUGGGAAUGCUUAGGAGAAGCACAUGCUCCAUGUGGUUGUGAGAAAUGGCAGGAAUGGCAUAGUAAAAUUGCUGAGAUUAAACCACAAGAGUUGAAAAAUACAUAUGCUGAAUCGGAAGAGGCAGAAAAUAGUUUGUGGAUGGUUACAAAUUCCAAACCAUGUCCAAAUUGUAAAUGCCCAAUUCAGAGGAAUGAAGGCUGUAACCACAUGAAAUGCUCAAAGUGUAAAUAUGAAUUUUGUUGGGUGUGUUUGGAGUCUUGGAAAAAACACAGUCCAUCCACUGGAGGAUAUUUUCGUUGUAAUAGACAUGAUGCUGUUAAAAGAGCAGAAGUCAAAACAGAAGCUUUGAUUAAUGAAGCUGAAGAGCGAAACAAACACAUGCAAGAACUGAAAAGAUUCCUUCAGUAUUAUACAAGAUUUAAAAAUCAUGAAAAUAGUUAUAGGUUUGAACAACCAUUUGUUAAAAGUAUGCAAGACAAAAUGAAUGUGUUAGCUGCAGCCAUGGCUACUGCUUCUGUUGAUCAGAUAGAUAUGACUUUUCUCGAAGAGGCUAUUUAUGAACUUCUGAGAGCCCGCCGUAUUUUAUGUGGUGCUUAUGUGUAUGGAUUUUAUUUAGAAGACAAUGGUUAUAACAAAACAAUUUUUGAAUUUUUGCAGAGUGAGUUGGAAGAAGCAACUGGGAAAUUGUCAGAACUUAUAGCUCGAACUUAUAUUCAAACCCCUCAGUUUAAAAUUGUACAAAUGGUUACAAAUGUAAAAAGGAAGAGACUUGAUUUAUUAAAUGCAGUUCACAAAGGUCUUAUACCACCUGAAACGCCACCAAGCAUGAGAAAAAGGCGAAAGAAUCACAUACCUAGUUUGAUGGGAUUAGAUCCUGUUGAUGAUCCUUUUUUAUCUCAAGCUAUCUUGAAUUCCUUAAAAACUGUGGAUCCAAAUGAUCCUUGGAUUAUUAAUCAACACGGCAAACAUACAAAUGUUGCUGCUGUAUGUGAUUGGCCUGAUUUCGAUAGUGAUGAUGAAGAAGAUUCUUCAAGACAGUCCAAGUUAGCUUCAAUUCUUGGUGAAUGUUCUCGUGAGGGUUGCAAAAGACCCAGAGCAAAGAAUCAAAGAACUGGUGAAAUUCAUGAGUAUUGCUCAUUGUCUUGCAAACACUGGGAUAUAUUAAAACCUCCUGAACCUCCAAAAGUUGUUGCUUCUAUUGAUCCAGCCAUAGAAAACUUGAUUGCUCUCGAAUUAUCUAAACUACAAAUGUCACAAGGAGAUAUGAAUGAUUUGAAUAUCAAUAAUAGUGAAGAAAUUUCACCUGAGGGAAUAAAUUUGGAUAUCCCAAACAUUAAUCCUGAUUCUCCAAACAAUGAAGUGGAAGAAUCUGAAUCUUUACUUCCUGAUGAUGCUGUUGGUGAAAUCAAUACUUCAUCUGGCAAUGGUAAUACAGAGGUGUGUGACACCCCAUGUUCAGAUGAACAAGAAAUACCAAUUUUAAAUGAUUUGCAGGAAUCCAAUAUAAAUUUUUACUUAAAGAAUUUUGAUGGAGAUUCCAAAAAUAUUAACAUGGAAGUGGAAAAUUUUUCCAAAACAGAAAAAGAAUUGUUCAAAGUUUUAAAAACAGAUGAUAAUGAAAGUAUUGAAAGUUUAAGUAAUUCGAAAGAAAACAUAUCAUAGAAGAUCUUUUACAAUGAAUGAAAAUAUUUUAAGAUUGUUUUUAAUGAAAUAAAAAAGAAAUUGAUUUUACAAUUUUUUUUGGGGGGGGAUUGUUUUUUAUAAUUGAUCAUUGUACAUUUGUAUGGUUCAUGUUCGCAACACAAAGUAUUGACUGCACAAGUCAGCUGUGCAUUUCAUUGGUAGCUAUUUCUGUGUUAAAUAUUUUAUACGUGUGACUUUGAAACACCCUUUAUAUUGAUGUCAAAUCACUCCAUCAGGCCAAUUUAUACUUUUAUUAAUCCCUUAACUGCCAUGGGCAUAUAUAUUUUCUUUGUGGAAUCUGUGUGUCGACUCACAUGGGUGUAUAUAAUGAAUUAUUGAGUCUGUGUCAAACAACAUGGACAUAUAUGAAUGUUUUUACAAAAUACUUUCCUCUGUAAUUUAUUGAUAAUUAUAUACCUACACCCACUGAUUUGGAAUGUAAUAAAUUAAUCUUCAAUGUGGAUUUCCUUGGGACAUGUCCAUGCCCUAGAAUAUGGAGAGUGGUGCUGUGAAAAUUAGGUGUUAUACUAGUGGAAUUAAUUGACUUGCGAAUUGUGUAAGAUUUUAUCGAGGGAUUAAACUUAGAAAUUUGUAUUUUUAUUUCAUCUAAAUUGGGAUUUGGAUGAGUAAUUCUAUUAUAAAUGAGUUUACAGUAAACUCUCCAAUCUCACAAAUGCCAGACUAGAGAAUUACCAGAUAAUAGAAGUUCAUUAAAAAAAUAUCUUGCAAUAGCAAAACUUAUGUUUUUGCAUUAAAUGCAGAAAAAUAUACGAAAUUAUUCAAAAAAGAUACUAUUUAAAGUAAAUACUAAUCAAAAUAUCAUUAUUUGUUUAGCACUAAAAUCAGAUAUAUAUUUGUGGUGACUUGUUCCCUCUUUUAUGUAUCCCACUUGUCCUUUUGUACCCAUGAGACUAUGGGGGAAGGAACUGAAUUGAUGCAAGAUUACUUAGUCUAUUGUAUUCUAUUGUGUUAUAUCUAAUAUUAAAAACUUCCAAUUAAUUAACAUUAAAAUCAAAUCUUUAAAUCAAUUUAUUAUGUUAUUCCUCUUUAACAAGUUCCAACAAAUAAGCAAUUUUUCUUUUUUAUAUAAUCCAUAAUUAGUUACAUAUGUAUUAAUUUCUUAAUGCAUAAAUGUAUUUAACCUGUGAUGUGAAAAAACUCGAGUUUACUUCAAACCGUUAUUGUGACUAUUAGUAUUUGUAUGUGUUUAUAGAUGCAAUUUCAGCAUGCUAGUCCCUUUUCCUUUAGUUGAGAUCAUAUGCGUAUAAAUAUUUUUUUAAGUGGUAUUUUUUUGUAAUUUGAAUAAUUUUUUGUGAUAAUGUGUAUUUUAAUUGAAAUGUGUCAUGUCUGUGGAAGUUUUAGCUUUAGCAAAGAAAUGCGUUAAUACUGCAUGUGCAUAUUUCAUGUAUUGUCGUCCUAAACAUGGAUGUUUUCCCAGUGUAUGAAAAGAUUUUAAACCAAGUUAAGAUUGAUAGGUGAUGUGCGUAAAUUUGUUAUUUGUCUUCUUAAAGUCCAACUUAAUAUUAUAAUAUUGAUACUUGUGUGUAUAUGUAUUGGUGAUUAUAUUAUCUUAUAAAUAAUUGGAAAUGAAAUUUUACAAAUUUUCAUAUCUGUACAAUUUCUAAUUCUAUCAGUAUUAAAACCAUCAUUUUAUAUGCUGUAUUUUGUAGUUGCAGUCUUUCGAGAAUUCUUAUUGACAAAAAAAUUUAUGAAUUGCAUUUAUUCAAAAUCUUUUUGUUUUGAAUGAGUAAGACAAAUUUUAUUCUAGUAUAUGACUUGUCAAAUAAUAGUAUUUACAAAUCAAACCUUAAUUCUUCUUUGCUUUGGAAUUUGUAUUCCUAACAAUUUAUGUUCGGUUUAAUUUUAAAUCUAAUGACAUAUUUAAAUAUCAUAACUACAAAAUGGUUAGUUGACCAGUAUGUCCAAAUGGCAUAUAAGGUUUACUUGAGCUUGAAUCUAAUAUGAGUUAUGUUUCCAACUUUAUAUGAAGUUUUAUUUCCUACUCUUGUACCAUUUUAAAUCAAUGUUAAAGUUAUUUGAAACUGAAAAGCAAACAAAAUGUUUUAUAUUCCAUUAAUUGCAUGUAAAUAAAAAAAAGGAAAAAACCAUCAUAAGUUUUUUUCCUCUUAUUUGUCAGUCAUCAGUAUGCACAAAAAAGAUAAUUAAAAUCUUUGUUGCUUGUGUGUUGAUAGACGUACUUUUAUAUUCUAAGUUUAUUUAUCUAAAUAUUUCAUUGAGUUUAUUCUUAAAAUAUGAAUGACGCAAAGAGAAUAUUUUAGGAAUACAAUUUUCAAGGUUUUUUACUGAUUUUAGGAUUAUAGUAUCUUUUUAAUACCUGUUACAAUUACAAAGAAUGUUACAUUUUUAUGCAUGAAUUUUAUUAUAAAUAUAACUAUUCAAGUUUUAAAAAUAAAAUUAUUAUAUCUUGAUGAUAUAUGCAAAUAUAUUUAAUGUUUAAAUUGUGAACAAAAUUUAUGUAACUUUUUAACUGUUAGAUCUGUUUUAUGUGCAUUUUUUUAUAACUUUGUUAUACAGUUUUUGUUUCUUAUGUGUGUUGUAUUUUAGUAUUUGUUGUUUUUAUGUUGUUGAUAAAAAUGUAGUUUAUUUUUGUGUAGCUUCUGCAGCAAAUGCCUGUGAUAAACUUUUUUAAUGAUUUGUUUCAACUAUGAAUUUUUAGUAGAUUGUUUAAUGUUUAAUUAAUUUAUUUUGAAUGUAAGUACUUGUUUAUUAGUGAAAAAUUAAUCAUUUGAGAAAUUAAAUUUUAAAAUAUUUAUUACUUUUAUACAUAAAUAUAUUCAAAUUCAGCACUUGUUAUAAUUACCAAUAUAAUUUCUCAAUUGUUGAAAAGUUCCAGAUUGUUCAAAAAUCAGAAAUAAAUUUUUUUAAAAA
Molecule: messenger RNA, 6181 nt
Organism: Argiope bruennichi
Lineage: Eukaryota; Metazoa; Arthropoda; Arachnida; Araneae; Araneidae
Product: ankyrin repeat and IBR domain-containing protein 1-like
Exons: 22
Coding region: 254-3271 (1005 amino acids)
Biological process (GO): positive regulation of proteasomal ubiquitin-dependent protein catabolic process; ubiquitin-dependent protein catabolic process; protein polyubiquitination
Cellular component (GO): cytoplasm; ubiquitin ligase complex
Molecular function (GO): zinc ion binding; ubiquitin conjugating enzyme binding; ubiquitin protein ligase activity
Source: RefSeq, a predicted model, not a curated record